Molecule: messenger RNA, 4161 nt
Organism: Fusarium redolens
Lineage: Eukaryota; Fungi; Ascomycota; Sordariomycetes; Hypocreales; Nectriaceae
Product: glycosyl hydrolase family 3 N terminal domain-containing protein
Exons: 7
Coding region: 1-4161 (1386 amino acids)
Biological process (GO): regulation of DNA-templated transcription; glucan catabolic process
Molecular function (GO): beta-glucosidase activity; zinc ion binding; DNA-binding transcription factor activity, RNA polymerase II-specific
Source: RefSeq, a predicted model, not a curated record
AUGACAGACGGUCCUUUUUCCGGGGUAGGUCAGGUGCCUUUCCCCAAAUCCCGGGGUGUCACUGCAUGCGAGAAAUGCCGCAUCCGAAAAACCAGAUGCGACAAUCGGCGGCCAACAUGUGGCUUUUGCCUCAAGCGCCGUUUGACUUGCGUCUAUCCAGCAGAUGAGGAUACAGGCUCGGUUACUGGAGCGGAAAUCCUGCAGGCUAUUCACCACUUGACCAAAAUAGUCGAGAAUCAGCAAUCCUCGGAACUAUCGCCUGCACAUACAGUCGACUCUAUGUCAUCAUCGGCGCGUCAGCCGACUCUUGACAAUUGGGCUGUACCACAGAAUGUUAUUGUGCGGCCACAAGGUGUUGAGUCAAUACUCAGCUGGAAGAUAUUCGCCGCAGAUCGACCAGCCUCUUGCUUAUUCGCUCAGAGCACUCCCCCAAGUCUGGGCAAUUACUCGGUGCCAGACACAAGCUAUCCUCAGCUCUCGUGGCUCGAGACCAAGUAUAUCGAAGUUCUUCAUAUCAAGAAUCCCAUCAUAGAUCUUGACGAGCUGCAUCAUAUGAUGAUACAUGUCGCUGAGCAUGGGUUUGACUGGUCUACCAGCGCCUGUCUCGUGGCUUUGGUAUGUGCCAAUGCGGCCAUAACAGACUCUCAUACCGAGCUCUCCAGCAGUCCCGAGGUAACGCCUGGGAAGAAGGCGGAGCUGGAACUAUCGAUGCAGUUCUGGAGCGUGGCUGUAAAGCGUCUUGGCUAUGCAUCAGCUCAGAACACUUUGCAGGCUGUCCAAUGCUUGUGCCUGGCGGGAAUAUGGUACAUGCAUCGCCUAGAGCCCCUGGAAGCCUGGAAGCACUUCAAUCUAGCCGGUGCGGCCUGGCAUACCCUUAGCUUGACACACGGGGAACUGUGGAGUCAUGUUGAAGUUGAAGGAUGCUCCAACGAGUUCACCCUCAUGCAGGCUCUGUGCUUUACCAUCUGGAAGUCUGAUUGUGAGCUAAGGCUAGAACUCCCACUGCCGACUCCACCGAUCCUCGAUAAUGCCUAUCUCCCCCUGGCGUUUCCCCAGCCUCCAGAUUUCGGCUCACACCCCGAUGCGAGUGACAAGGAGCGAAGUUGGUAUUACUACCUCAGCGAAAUUGCCGCGCGACAUGUUAUCAAUCGACUUGCGCAAAUGAACUCGGAAGCGCCCGAAUUUCCAACCGAGAAGCACGUGCGGCAAAUGAUUUCUCAAGCCGAGUUGAUGCAGUCACAAAUAUCGGACUGGUAUUCAUCUCUACCGCCAAUCUUCUACUUCGACACUCCUCAAGGCUAUGUGGCGGACUUUGUUGCCGAUCCCAUGGUCUUUAUUCUGCGACACAGAUACAUGUCUCUCUGUGAGCUUGUUUCACGGCCAUUCGUUAGACUUUGCGUGGACCAGUUGGUGGACGAGAUAGAUGCUUCGCUACAUGGUACGAUUGCCUCAUACGCAUCCCAAUGUGUGCGAUUUUGCAUCCUGAAACUUGAUCAAGUCGCAGGACAUCGACAUCAGGGGACUUGGUACGGUAUUCGAGUGGCGACGAGCGCUUCUCUUAUCUUGGCAGCGGUUGACAAAGCACAACGCCAGGCACAGGAGGGUGAGGCUUUUCGCCUUGUGCAGAGUGUGACUUUGCCUGAGACUUGGAAAGACGCAGUCACACAGGGUGCAGCAUCAAGAAUGACCCCUGAUGACGUUUACAACGAUUUUGACGUUGAACAUGUCAUCAAAAACGCAUCUGUCUCUGACAAGAUAUCUCUGCUCUCUGGCCGAGACUUUUGGCACACGAACCCUCUCCCAGCAUUCAACGUUCCAUCUGUGCGUGUCAGCGACGGACCAAAUGGCGUACGAGGAACUAAAUUCGUCAACGGCGUACCAGCAGCAUGCUUGCCUUGCGGUACCGGUCUAGCAGCCACCUGGGAUCAGGAUCUGCUAUACAAGGCAGGCAUACUGAUAGGCAAUGAGUGCAUAGCAAAAGGCGCCCACUGCUGGCUCGGUCCUACUGUUUGUAUUCAACGCUCCCCUCUCGGUGGCCGCGGCUUUGAGUCAAUGGCAGAGGACCCUUAUGCAACAGGCAAACUAGCUGCUGCAUACAUCAAAGGCGUACAGUCCACGGGUGUUGUGUCGGUUAUCAAGCACUGGCUUGCGAAUGAUCAAGAACACGAACGAGUUGGCGUCAACGUUAUUGCCAGUGAGCGCGCGUUGCGAGAGGUUCAUAUGCUUCCUUUCCAAAUCGCACUUAGUGAUGCGGCACCUGGCGGUGUUAUGGCUUGCUACAAUAAAGUCAAUGGCAAACAUGUUUCAGAGAACCGGGAUUUCCUCGACUCUUUGCUCCGCGAGGAGUGGCAGUGGAAGGGUCUGAUCAUGAGCGAUUGGUUCGGGACUUAUUCUACAACCGAGGCCAUCAAUGCAGGACUGGAUCUCGAGAUGCCAGGACCAACGAGGCAACGCGGCCAGCUUCUCGACCUUGCCGUGUCGACCCGAAAGGUAUCUCGGUCAACCAUAGAUACUCGAGCGCGGAAUGUCCUCGAAUUCGUCCAAAGAUGCACAAAUGCUCCUGUUGCUGCUGAAGAAGGAGGACGCGACUUUCCUGAAGACAGGCAGCUCAAUCGAAAGCUCGCCGGUGACAGCGUUGUCUUGUUAAAGAAUGAAAGUAGCCAACUACCCCUCAAGCGACCUUUCAAAAGCGUUGCUUUGAUCGGACCAAAUAUGAAGAGCACUUCAUUCUGUGGAGGCGGCUCUGCCCAUCUUCAGCCUUACUACACUAUUUCUCCCUACGAAGGGAUCGUGGCCCAACUACCGCCUGAUGUCGAGGUACGAUACGAAGUCGGUGCUUCAGCAAGUGGGUGGAAUCCUCUCCUACAGGGCGAUAUGAUCACCACGCCAGAGGGAUCACCGGGUAUGCGAAUGCGCUUCUACAGUCAAGGCCCCAGUGUACCUGACCGCGAGAUCAUCGACCAGAGCCAUCUGCCUGAUUCCUCUUGGCUACUCAUGGGCUACUCGCAUCCGAAGCUAGACAAGCUCUUCUACGCAACUGUAGAAGGCGAUCUCGUCAUUCAGGAAACAGGACUGUUUGAAUUUGGCCUCGCAGUCUAUGGCUCUGCGCGACUCUAUGUCGAUGGUCAGCUCUUGAUAGAUAAUAGUCUUGUCCAGCGAGGCGGGACAUUCUUCUUCGGCAAAGGAACUGUUGAGGAAAAGGGUAAAAUGCACCUUGUUCAGGGCCAGAAGUACCGCAUUACAGUCGAGUAUGAGAGCGCACCAUCUUCUAAGCUCGUCAAGCCAGGCGUGGUCAACUUUGGCGGUGGAGCGGGAAGAGUUGGUCUAGCUAGUGCAGUUGACCCUGAAAUCGGUAUCCAGAAAGCCGUCUCAGCAGCGCUACAGUCCGAUGUGACCAUAUUGUGUGUUGGGAUGACGAGGGAUCAAGAAUCGGAAGGCUUUGACAGGCCACACAUGGAUCUACCUGGAUCACUUCCUCGGCUUGCGUCGGCCGUCUUGGCAGCGGUUCCAGACGCUAUCGUUGUGACGCAGAGCGGCACUCCAUUCAACAUGCUCUGGGCUGAGACGGCCAAGACCCAUUUACAUGCUUGGCUAGCUGGAAACGAGACUGGAAACGGUAUUGCUGAUGUUUUGUUUGGCACAACCUGCCCUAGUGGGAAACUCCCGCUUUCCUUUCCACGCCGCCUACAAGAUACGCCGGCCUUUUUGAACUUUGGUAGCGAGAGGGGACGUGUUAUCUAUGGUGAGGACAUUUAUGUUGGGUACCGGUAUUAUGAAAAGGUCGAUCGAGACGUGCUAUAUCCUUUUGGCCACGGUCUAUCUUACACCACGUUUACCUACGACAAGCUGAACGUUGUGUCCUCGCACGUGAGCUUCGAAAUCACCAACUCUGGUUCCGUGGCUGGAGCUGAAGUCUCUCAGCUCUACAUUGCUGCCGACGAGGCAACAUCUUCCAUCCAGAGACCUAGAAAAGAGUUGAAGGGUUUCAAUAAAACAUACCUGCAACCUGGUGAGACUCGGAGGGUAGAGAUUCCACUGGAUAGAUUCACUACGUCAUUUUGGGAUGAGGAAUUACAUUGCUGGGUGAGUGAGAGAGGUGUGUAUAGAGUAUUGGAAUCAUCGCAUGGACUUAGCUAUUUUGAAGGUGAAGAGCAACAAUAA